Molecule: messenger RNA, 1152 nt
Organism: Penicillium bovifimosum
Lineage: Eukaryota; Fungi; Ascomycota; Eurotiomycetes; Eurotiales; Aspergillaceae
Exons: 1
Coding region: 1-1152 (383 amino acids)
Source: RefSeq, a predicted model, not a curated record
AUGUCCUCCUUGUCUUACUCACUGGCCGGAGCCUCGUUGCUCUUGACAUUCAUUGUUACCAUUCUUAAUGGUGUUUGCUAUGCAACUUCAAAAGCUUCAUCCGAUGUGGCGCCCGUUAUCUUGAGCGCAGUAAGCUGCGUGGCCGUGAUUGCCCUUGGUCUACUGCACCACAAGAACAUCCAAACUGCCCGUCUACAAUGUAUUGGCUUCACCGGCACAUAUCUACUCAUUGCUGCAGCUGCAUCUGCCGGGGCGAUGGCAAUGAGCCCUCAGGCUUCCGUCUUUGUCGUUCGCUCCAUUUUCUGGGCACUCUCAGUGUUUGCACAAGCCCUAUACUGCGGCUACCUCUCCACGACACUAGCCCAGGAGAAGUCCAAUACCGAAUGGCCACGGGGCGACUCUCGACAACUUGAUGAGGUCUCACCAAACUCGAAUUACCUCCCAUCGCCGACUCGAGUAUGCCAUUUGUCCGAACUGUUCGAGCCAAAACGUGGCUCUCUCCGCAAAUAUCCUCGGCGCUCCAGCCGCUACUCGGACACCACUCUCUGUCCUUCGAACAUGAAGGACGACAAAAACGCCUCCAUCGACUCAAGCUCUUCAUCAACUCGCGGCUCACCAAGCCCAACUCCAACGAACGGGUCAUCAGACCAUCUCCCAGACCGGGACCCUCGUUCCCUGCCCCGGGGCCCCCACAGCAUCCGCAGCAUGCCCAGUUUACGCCGAACCCCACCCAACGCCAUCUCUAUCUCGAGCCGGGUGCAACCCACCGUGCCCUCCCCCACCGCGUCGACUCUCCGCCUCGACUCCCCAACCCCAUCACCCUCCCACUCGACGUGGGAAUACAAUCCCUUCGACGAGAACAACAUCCACCCUCUCUUCCGCUCCACCAGCCCCUGUCCAUCCCCAACAUUCGCCCCCGGUACAAUUGUCAAAGGCUCGGCGAGCGCGGGACAGACCAUUACGCCUGGGACGAUUAAACGCAUGCGAUCUGCCCGCUCCUUGCGCGACCAGGGCCGACGUACGCCCUCUCCGUUGCCCGGGAUGGGAUUGGAGUUGAACGAGACCCAUGUCCGCGGCAACCAAACUCGCGGCAGUCCUACGCAUUCAACUUUUGAGAAAUAUGACCUGAACGAAUCCCCUCAUGAAAAGUAA